This is a messenger RNA of Candida dubliniensis CD36, 3390 nucleotides long. RefSeq lists its product as uncharacterized. The record is from RefSeq and is a predicted model, not a curated record. Bases 1 to 3390 code for a protein of 1129 amino acids. Lineage: Eukaryota; Fungi; Ascomycota; Pichiomycetes; Serinales; Debaryomycetaceae. The transcript has a single exon.
AUGUUUAAAGAGUGUAUUGGUUGUCUGCAAAAACGUUUGGGUGACGAGCCCGAAGAUGAUAGAUCAAAUGUGUUGUGUCCAAUAUGCAGAAUGACAAGAUAUUAUAACGCUUACAAAAAAUACAUAACUUCAAAGUUGAGGUCAAAGUCUAAAGCAAAAAGAACAAGCAUCGAACGGAAACUACGAAAAUUCAUGACGAACAAAUUCCAUAUCACAACUAAACUUUAUGCAUUAAAACAGUUAACUUCGUCUCAUAAACUGAAAGAAUACUCACAAGUGAAACUUUUUUUGCUAAGUGAUCGUCAGAUUAAGUUUAUUUUCAAUAACAACAAAAAUAUCUCAUCAAGAUUAUGUCUUCGUGAAAUUGAAAGAUUGGAAUAUUCUGAUAAGGCACAAGAAGAAUUACUACAGCUUGAAGAAACAAGUAGUAGCUGCAGAUCCUCCGAUAAUGAAAAUAAUGAUGAAAUUGCGGAAGUUCCCAAUCGUGCUGGUAAUUUGGCAGAAGAGCAACCCCUUCCCAACAAUCAGAACAGCAAGCAGAUUUUCGAUACCAAUAAUAAUGGCAUUUCUCAUAAUGUGAUAGGGAAUGGUAAUAACGAAGAUACUUUAAUGAACGAUAUUGAUAACAAUGAGAAGUCGCUGCUGCAUGUAUCUGAUGACAGUGAAGUUUCCCAAACACGUACGGGCAAUACUGUUUUGUCCACCGAUAUUGCAGCAGAGAAUUCUAAAAACGGUGCUACUGAUUCUGUUAUUCUCGAUAUGCAUGAACCUUUGGACUUAGGUUCGAGAAAUGGCUCAUGGGAACCAAGUCGUGAUGUUUCUCCACCUAACGAGUAUGCAUUUAUCCUCGAAGAACUGCCUUCCACAGUGAAAAGUCCAUCCAGUCUUUUGGCACCAGACCCAGCCACUGCCGAGAAGCCGAUAUCACAGGAUACCACAUUUACUGGUCACGUAUACAAAUUAAAACCAAGUAAAAUUGCAAAACCUUCCCAUAAUGAACGCACAAAUGAUGCACAAUUGCAUUUGAUGGUGCAGAAUUUGCGGAGAAACUUAAGCUCGAUUGUUUUUCGUCAAAAUCAGUCCCCUAAUACUGAUAUGAAUGAUGCCGCAGUCGACACAACGGCUUCUCCACCUAUAACAAACAAUUUACCAGAACAGAAUAAAACAACAACCCAAGUUGAGCAUUCCAGACAAACUGCAUCACCAGAAUUAGCUGGUUCAAUACCACAAUCACAUAGUUCAGAAACGUCCACUUUGAUAGAUAAUACGUCACCGGUUACCGACCCAGCAAUACAAACUACUUUAUCACCAACGAAACGAUUUGGAUGUUGUAAACGACCAAAACCAAGUGAUAUGCCUCCUGAGUGCUUAUCUUUUUCAACAUGUCCGCGAUGCCUUAUUAGACAUAGACUUCAUAGAGAUACCUUACAAGCUUUAUCAAAAGUCAUAAAAUUAUACGGAUUCUAUCAAAUGCACCGGUACUAUAAUAAAGAUAAAGAGUACAUCAAACUUGCAAUGGAACGUGAUCCUUAUUUGGAAGAACUUGGUUCUCGAACAUUUGAUUAUUCCAUAGAAUUGGAGAAAUUGAGAGCUGAAGAAAACAGCAAGAUUGAACAAUCUCAAUCACAACAAAAUGCCAGCAUAAACCUCAAGUCAGCAACCAAUUCGAAUAGUCAAAGUUUGACUGAUUUAGAGGUUGUUGAAACUAACAAUCAAAUUUUUAGAACGCAUGAUGUACCACAGCAGACUGGAAACUUACUGCAACAGGAAAGUUCUUUCAAUAGAGAAAACUCGGCCCAGGCAGAAAGCUUGCCCAUCCAAGAGAAUAUUGCAAGUCAGGCAAAUGUAUCUAAUCGAGAAAGCUCUCUCGAACAAAAUGAAAUCCGGAGCGACCAACAUACUGCUUCUAACGAGAAUGCCCUUCCUGUUGAAGACGACUUAGAUACUUUGGAUAAACAUGCAGAAGUUAGUAUAAAGCCGGAAGACAAUGUUUUUGAGAAUGAUACAGGUCAUAGCAAUGACGAUAACCCUGCAACGAGUGACAAAGAAGAAGAAAGUGGUCAUGACAUCGAGGAUAGCAAUAACAAUGAGAAUGCUGAUACAAACACAAGCACGCAUAGAAAUAGCUCGCAAGACAAUGUGGCCGAUCCAAAUGAGAAUACUCAUAAUAAUGAAAAUGAUGUCAAUGCCAAUGUUGAAGACAAUGCAGGAAUUGUUGAUGUCCAAAGAAACAGUAAUGAUAAAAGAGAACACACGGAAUCUCAAAAUAAAAGUGACAGUAUUAGCAAGGUUGAGUAUGGAGAUGAAGCUAAGCAUAUCAUUCAGGACAGUUCUACAAAUGGAGGUGAUAAGCAAAAAGUUACCAAUACUGGCAGUGCAAGCACUUCUCCAAAUGAACCAAUAAUUCAAUUCAAUGUCGAUGAUCUAUCGAGAACUUCUUCACUGAAUAGUUCGAUUCAGGAAAUUCCUCAAAUUGGAAAUCCACCAGUCACCAGAGCAUAUUCAGCUCCUAUUCAACCAACUUCCUCCUUUGAUCCCUCCUCAUCACAGCCAACCAAUGUAUUAAAUUCUACUUCUCAAAAUAUAGACGUCGAUAAGUUGAUAACCACUAUAAACAACACAACGAUGCCAGAGCGUAUUCCAACGCCAAAUAAUCCCGUCCUGCAUGGAUUGUUACCUAAUCAAGUACAAAGGUUAAAUGAUCCAGUGACAACAGGCAGCGUUGCAAGCAAAACUAUUUGCUCAAUUUGUAAACAAAUACGCGAGCCAGAUGAGCCAUUUCCGGCAUCAAAAUCACCUAGUUGUCCUAAAUGUACUUUGAAAGUAGCUUUAUUGAAGGGACAAAGUAAUACAGUUUUUGGUGUUACCAAACUUUAUGCACUCAAGCAAGUCUAUGAAUGGCAGAAUUAUUCAUCAUUCCAAUUGAGGACUAUGUUUUUAGAUCAAGAUAUGUAUUUGUCCCAAUUCAACACAAGACCAUUCAAUUUUGUAUGCGAAAUGAUUCGAUUACUGGGACCGCCAUCACCAUACCGUCCAUUUCAACCCCCUGAGUUCCCACUGUUUCUACAACGAAUGAACAGAGUAUGUCAAAAAUGUAACGCUAGCAUACUUGAUGCUUUCAAUGAAAUGAAAAACUAUUCAUGUUGUGCCAAAUGUACCUUAGUUGAUGGAAUUGCCAAUGAAUAUAGUCAUGCAUUGCUGAAUUCUGUGAAAAUCUUGGCUCUCAAACAAGUGCUCGAGGGUAAUACUUUAGAAGAUAAUCAGCUUGUGUUGAAAUUUUUAUUUGACAAGUUCUUACAACAAUACAAGGGCAAAAAGUUUGAUUAUGAAAUAGAGUUAUUAAAGUAUAAAACAGGAGAUGAAAAUUAUGAUGAAUUUCCGUUACACUAA